AGCAAUAAUGGGCCUUAUUUUUGUCUUCGAUACUGUCCAUUUUUAAAUAUUCUUUGUGGCAUUGACAAAUCAUAUUGAUUUGUAUUACCAGGAAGACGUCAACAUUCAGUUCCCGAAAUUUCUAACAUAGCUUCCUCUUUAUUUUUCCCCUAGAAAGUGGACAGAGAAGGAUCCUUCUUCAGACAUCUGAAUCUCCAGCAGAGCAUUGGGUGUUCCUCCACUUUGAUUGCUGCACCAAAGGUAGCCAUGGCGACCACUGAUGAUUAUUACGAUGAGGAUUAUAACAGCACCUUCGACUAUGGUUCCUUGCCCGCCCCAUGCGACCUGCAGAACACCUGGCAGUUUGGCAGCCGGUUCUGUCCUGUGGUGUACAGUCUGGUCUUCCUGCUGGCGGUGGUCGGCAACGUCCUGGUGCUGUGCGUGGUGUGGCGCUACCGCCACUCCCGCCGCGGCCCCUGCUCCUUCAACCUGACGGACACCUUCCUGCUGCACCUGGCCGUGUCUGACCUCCUGCUGGCGCUCACGCUGCCCUUCUACUCGGUGCAGUGGGCACGCGAGUGGCUGUUCGGCACGGCGGCCUGCAAGGUGGCCAGCGCCGCCUUCUCGCUCAACCUCUACAGCGGCAUCCUGUUCCUGGCCUGCAUCAGCUUCGACCGCUACCUGGCCAUCGUGCACGCCGUCAGCGCGGGCUGGCGGCGCAACACGUGCCACGCCCAGAUAGCCUGCGCCGUCAUCUGGGUGGCCUGCCUCAGCCUGGCCGCCAUCGACAUCCAGUACAGGGAGGUGGUGGAGCUGCCGCGGUCCGACAUCCGCGUCUGCCAGCUCGUUUUCUCUCACGGCGACUCCCAGAAGUGGCAGGUGAGCCUGCAGCUGGUCAGCAUGGUGGUGGGCUUCGGGCUCCCCCUGCUGGUCAUGCUCUACUGCUACGUGCGCAUCUUUCGCGCCCUGUGCCACGCCACCCGCCGCCAGAAGCGCAAGUCCCUGCGGCUCAUCGUGUCCCUGGUCUCCGUCUUCCUGCUGUGCUGGGCGCCCUACAACGGAUUUCGGCUGGUGGACAGCCUGCAGCGGCUGAGCGUGAUUGGCCAGAGCUGCAGCCUGGACCACGCCCUGGACGUCGGGACUCUGGUGUCGGAGAGCGUGGGCCUGGCGCACUGCGCCUUCAACCCGCUGCUCUACGGCUUCGUGGGGGUGAAGUUCCGCAGGGAGCUCGUGGAGAUGUGGAAGGGGCUGCUGUCGUCCGUCGGCCUUCUCAGAUUGGAUAGCUGGGGACAGAAGAGGCACAGGGCCACGGGACCGUUCAGCUCAGAGAGCGAGAACACCUCUUAUUCCUCCGUUGUGAUGUGAACUUAGCCUGGGAGAGAGGCAGGUGGAGUUGUAAGUGAAGUCACACGCAAAUAAAUAACAACAACAAAAAGAAAAUCUGGUCUAAUUACCAAAAAGUUACAUUUCAACUCAACUCCCCAAGGCCUCAGCUACAGGCUGUGGUGUUCUUUGAAACUGGCUGCACAUACUGUCAAACAUGGCCUCCCAUUAAAUAUCCUGAUUUCCUACCCAAGCUAUUUAAGAGGUUUUCAGCUAGAGUUACAGUCAAGGCCAGUUUAGACACAGCUUAUGGUUACUCACUUCAGGUAAAAUAGCUAUUUGUUCAUAACCAAGCUUUUUAAAUGCAAAUGAGACAUACAAAAAGAUUAUGUUCACUUGUGUGGUGCUAUGUAGAAUUAAUAAAUAACUCUUUUUUGGGAUAUUUAUUUGAUGUCAAACAUUCAGUUCAGGCUAAUUAGCAUGCUUUUGAUUCACUUUCCCAUUCACAGAAUUUUUAUGACAUAAUAGUAAAUAGAUAAUAUUGUUUCAGCGCCUGCUGUCUAUGGAAACCCUCCACAGUAACACUGGUACUUUGCUUGUCACUGUAGCUCAGUAAUGCGGUGAGCAACAGACUCUGUGACACGGCAACAGCAGGUCCAAUGAAUUGCACUUUAUUUACCAAUGUGCACACCAGAGUCACCCCAUGAGCCUGUGGAGCCCAAAAUAAUAAAUAAUAAAAAUGGGCUCCAAAAUAAUAAAUAAUUAAAAUGAUUAAUUAAAAGCACCACACAGGCGCCCCGUAGACAAGCCAGGGCCCUAGGCGGUCGCCUGUAUGGCCAAAUGGAAGGGCCGGCUGUGACCUCACAGGAAGUCCACAGGAAGUCCACAGGGAGACUCAAGAGUGCUCUGAGAGAACUCAAAAGAAUUGUUCUCACACAUCCACCUUCAUGGCUUACAAGUGACUGAAGCCCAAUACCCCGUAAGACAUAAUUCACCAGUGAUCACCUGACACAUCAACAACUGCCCCUAGGCCCGAGUGUGCUUUGAGUGCCUGCUUAAAGAGUUAAUUAGUUUUAAUGAUGUUAAAGUACCUUUAAGUUCCUUCAGCCAUCUUGUAUUAUAUACAGUUUCAUGAAACAGCAUUUCCCCCCUACCUGGUUUCCUGUAACUGCAUAUUUGUCACACUCAAUGGUUUCAGAUCUUUAGACAAAAUGUAAUAUUAGACAAAGGGAAAUCGAGAAAUACAAAACACAUUUUUAAAUCGAUUAUUUCAAUUUUUUUAAUGAAAAAAGUUACCGAACACCCAUAUCAGCCCAUGUGAAAAAAUGAUUGCCCCCUUAAACCUAAGAACGGGCAAGAACUGCAACCAAACAAUGUCACGUUUCUAUCGCCGAUCAACAAUAAUUUUCCAUUGUUUUAGAUUUCACUCUUUGGAGCUCAUGCUCAACCACUGGAGCUCAGAAAGUGUUUAUAUCAGUGUGAAAUGACUUUUGCAACAGUGAGAAAAGAGGACAUGAAACAUUCACUACUUCCACUUAUGCACAGUCUCCACAUGUGAGAGUUCUACUGGCAUGCAAAUGUUGGCAAGAUUUAGUGGCUGGCCUGUGGAGCCAGAUCAUCAUUUUCUGUAUUCUUCUCUGAAUCCACGUGAUGUGGCUUGGAAAAAAACCACGUUCGCAGUAACAUUGGCAGCUGCAGUAAUCCAUGUAUCAUCAUUGGGUAUGUAGAUAAAGGGUGGUUUCCAUUUCUUUCUUUUUUUACCCCCCCCCCCGUCGUGUAAACCUUUUGACUGAUCAAAGUGUCAAAGUGUCAUUUCCUGUUUCACUAUAGAAACCAUACCAGUGGUUAUAUUGGGUUAUUGGAAAAAACGCACACAUAUAGGUGUAUCAUACGGCAUGUGUGGACUUCAGACAUACCCAUUGUAUGGUGGUAGAUGUAUGUGAAGCCAUAACUGUGUCAAAAAUAUUUUACAUAAAUAUGAGUCAUUUCCAUGUUUUCAAGUCAUGAAGUGCUAUAGGCAUUUCACUCACCUUCAAAAAAGUUAAUGAUACAAAUGUCCUCUAUCUGCAGCCCUGUAUAAUUUACAGGUAACUGUGGAUAAGCCCCAUAAUAAAGCAUUAAUCUGUGAUUUUUUAAUAUUAAAAGUAACAUUUGAUACCGUCUCACGAUGGCUUUUUUGUAGCAUUAUCGAUUCAAUGUGUUUGCGUUUGUACAUUGCUCCUCUAUAUGAUUUUUCCUGCUGGUGGAGUCGGGGGUGACAUUCCCACCACUUAUUUAAACUUGAUGAUGCACAUGCAGACCAUUGCAUGACGAAUUAUGCGACAGAGCAGGCAUUUAAAAUACAGAAAGCAUCUUUAAAAUUUGAUUUGAUAAGUUUCUCAAUAUUACCCCGUCAGACGACAACGUUGGCUGUCUCUGCGCAGUCUUCUUUUUCAAAAAUGCGCUACCGCUGGCUAGGCCAUCCCUAGACUUUUGGGGGCCCCAAUGCAAAAAUUAUUUGGGGACCCCUCCAAAUCAUCGGCACCUUCUGACUC
Anguilla rostrata (American eel) is the source of this 3836-nucleotide messenger RNA. RefSeq names its product chemokine (C-X-C motif) receptor 3, tandem duplicate 2 (gene cxcr3.2). Gene Ontology annotation, molecular function: C-C chemokine receptor activity; C-C chemokine binding. The coding region runs from base 247 to 1344 and encodes 365 amino acids. The record is from RefSeq and is a predicted model, not a curated record. Lineage: Eukaryota; Metazoa; Chordata; Actinopteri; Anguilliformes; Anguillidae. Gene Ontology annotation, cellular component: external side of plasma membrane; membrane. Gene Ontology annotation, biological process: immune response; calcium-mediated signaling; G protein-coupled receptor signaling pathway. The transcript has 2 exons.